Molecule: messenger RNA, 3015 nt
Organism: Fusarium venenatum
Lineage: Eukaryota; Fungi; Ascomycota; Sordariomycetes; Hypocreales; Nectriaceae
Source: RefSeq, a predicted model, not a curated record
AUGUCUUAUUGGUAUAGGUUCAUCAAACCAAAUCUUUCAAUAUAUAGGCAACACCGGCAAGCUUCUGUUUUGAAACGGCUUGUUUCCAACAAAGAAGAUAAAAUCUGGAACGCUGCCAUUUGGCAGGAAGAGGGUGAAAUCAAAAAACUCCUUGAAGAAUUCGAGGAAAUAUUCUAUUUGGACUCGGAAGCAGGAAUACGCCAUGAUAUGUUGGGCGUAGAAGGGGGUGUUCAAAGAGGCGUCGAAGGAUAUGUCAAACCUGAUAUUGCAAGAGCUGUCGCCAAGGAUUACGAUCUCAGUGACAGAAAAUACACCGAUACCCUACAAAAUAUCUCCUCUCUGGACCGGAUCGAGUCUCACAUGAAGGAUAUUAGGGAUCAGUUAGCAAAUACGUCUCGACAACCUACUCAGAAGGAAAUACGGCAAUUUCAACGUUUCUUCGAUGGCGACGAAGGCGUAUUCUCGAUUCUAUGGGUAUGCAUCUAUCGGAACCACGCGUCAGAUGUCGAUUACUUGUUGGGAAAUACCAAUAUCGACUUAAGGACACAAAACGGCUUUUUUCAACGAACCGUGCUCCAUGGGGCAGUUUCAAUAAGAAACCAGCGAUUUGUAGACUCCAUCCUUGAAACCAACUCUUCAGCAUCGCCUCUUGGAUGCAUCGAAGUUGGCAACAUUUAUUCAGAAACUCCGUUACACACUUUAAUCACGAUCUAUGUAAAAUGCAAACCACAGGAAAACCCCGAAGAGUCGCAUAUGGUACUCGGAAUGGUUAAGUCGCUAUUGGAGCAUGGUGCCAAUGUCGACGCGCUGAACUACGCAUUUCAGACACCUCUUCAUUUACUUGUUGGUUCGAGUAACUACGACCUUGAUAUCAUUCCGCUACUACAAGAAUUUCUCUUGAACGGAGCCGAAGUGAACAGCAAGGACAUUUUCGGUCGUUCACCUCUUCACCUAGCGUGCGAAAAACAAGAUCAUCAGGCCAUUCUGUUGUUGGUUAAGGAAGGCGCAGAUUUGGAAGCCCUUGACAGUGACGGGAGAACGCCCCGAGCAUAUUUGGAGACCUCCGAUCACAAUGGAACUUUUUCUAGGGACCUGGAAAUACUAGCUCGGACAGGUUUCUCUACGCAUGAAAAACCUUUCAAACUACCACCGAGGGAUGGAAAGAUUUCUAAAAGGCAAAUGCAAAUUUGCAAGAAGUCUCCCGUUUACUGCAGGUUUCAAAGGAAUACCAAAUUCACAGACAAAGAAAAUCACCUAUUCUGGAAUUGGGUAGGAACGGAUCAAUACGUUUCUGACGUUUUAUAUUUGAACAGUUCACGACGGGGCGUCACGUUCCUUGACGACUGCGAGAUAAAAGCCGCAAGCGUUUGGGAAGACAUUCAAAGUCAAUUGGAGAUCAUGCCUGUAUCGCGUAGAGGAGCAACUCACGAAGAUACGCAGGUCGAUGAUGAUACAUGGAGAUGGGUGAACUUCCCUGCCACUAAUGAUUUCAUUUUGGACCACGUUGAUGAGUUGACGAGCCCUGGUGCAAAGAGGGCAAUCUGGGAAUUCUUUCAAGACAACAUCAAAGUCCGCGACGCAAAAGAAAGCAGGUCUCGUAUAAGAGCUGCACAUGCUAAGAAAAUGGGAAACCACGGACCGAACGCACACUCGGAGGACUCUAGUAUUAUGUCGCAGGCAGGGUCAAUGGUAUCUAUAGUGAUUCCAUUCUUGGACAUAGAAGCGACGGCCUCUCAUCUACAACACACAACUUGCGGUGAAGACGCAUAUUUUCCUCUCACGAGGAUAGGUGGAGUUCAAAUGCCACAAACUCUGGACCAGACGUUCAACAACACGGAGGGUCUGACAGGGCUUCGAUCAAAAGAGAAUCAAGUGAUUUACAGAUGGUCUGAAAAACAAGCAGCGGCACGGCGUGAUAAGAUUUCAGAGAAACACGAACCCUUAGAGGCUCCGCGUACCAGUUCUGGGUCCCGAUUCAAAUAUUGGCCAAGGAAUCGACUCCGCGAGGGACCUGAUCCGCGUACCGCUUCUUCAGACUAUGUUGGGGAUAUCUUUAAAGGUGAGGGUACGGGAAACGCAACUAGAAUGCGAAGUAUUCAGCAGGAAGUCCGCCCGAGAUGGCUGAUGGUUCGACAGCUUUGGCUAUGGAAGCUCCACGAUGGUACCAUUCUUACUGCAAUACCGUCUCGAGAAAACAUGUGCAUGGCAGAUGAUUUGUUGGAAACUAUCCGACACAGUGAACUGAAUGAGGUAUCUACAGCAGAUGAUCUCAUGAAGCACAUUGUGCAGCAAACAGUUACUUUUACAGAAAGGUUCAGGCUAGCCGGGCUUGGGGAACACAUCCUUGAUAUCUUCGAAAACGAACUUGCUUCUGAGAUGGACCGAGAGGCUGGUUUCUUCAACAGCUUCACUAGAAAAGACUGGAACUCUGAAUAUGUCAACAAAGCCAUCAGUGAAGCGGCAGGGUGUACUUGGCGUGUCAAAGAUAUUCGUGGAGAACUUCGCCUCGUCGACAAAGUCUUUACGCAACAAUUGGAUGUUCUCAAAGAAUUCGCCACUGUUAUUGCCACUGACAAGGGCAUGUCAUUUGAUAAACAAGAAGCUGCUCUGGUUCGAGAGUCUGGCUUGGUUGCCUUAAGAGAACGAAUCAAACGGAUAGACGAAGAUGCUGCCACGACAAUCGAUGGUCUCAGCAAUAUCACCCAGGCAAUGCUAGCCCAAGCGUCACUCAAAGAAGCCGAAUCGGCACGUCUCAUGAACUUUAUCAUUCUUCCAUUUACAGUUGUAACUGUCGUCUUUACACCCCUGUCAUUCAUGACAAGCCUGUUUGCUGUGAACUCGGACGGCUUCCCACACAACGAUGAAGGCGAACUCCGGAUCCCUUCAAAUUGGCUUCGUACCAAAAUGAUCAUUGGCGAAUUCGGAACCUUAAUUCCUCUUCUCAUCAUUGUCGUGUCUAUCUCUUAUUUGAGAACUGGCACGAGACGUACUCCGAAGGAACAGCCAAGGCAUUGA